AUGGCGUCUGCUGCGAAGUCAGAUUUCCCGCAAUUCCUUGAUGGCGACGUCCUCCUCGUUGUGUCAACCACCCAAACCUACAAAUUGCACUCUCAGGUGCUCUCGACGCACUCAGUCUUCUUCGCACAGGAGAUCGCUGCUAAACCUCCCCCACGUCUCAACGCUCAAGCUCGUCGCGAUCGUGCUGCCGCCUACCGCUUUGAAUAUGUCACUCCGUUCGAGACUGGUGAGAUCGGCAAAUGGGUGCGCAAGGAUGUGAAUGAACAUGGCCGCAUACCUCGAGCCAGUGCCAGUGCGGCUCUCCUGCCCGACUUCGAUAAUGGAAAGGUUGCAAACAAUACGUACAAGGCUUGGGACUGGCUUUUUGGCAUUUUCUACAAUCGCGAGCCAUCUUUCGUCAAUGAUGCUUUAGCCAAGGUCAUCGCCGACAUCUCUGUCCUCAUCGAAUGCGCCGAAUCCGUUGGCUCCAUCGACCAUGUGCGCGAUGUUGUCGACCUUGCUCUCCUUCGGCAGGACAUAAUGCUCUGGAGCUCAAUCUUGGGCAACCCUGUGGCCUGGCUCGAACUCGGCCGUCGCGUGCGUUCGCCAACAAUCUUCAGCGAGGCUGCGAUUCACUUGAUCGGUCAAUGGGGCACGUUGCCAGAAGACGACAAACUAAAUAUCCCCGAUGACCUUCGUGAUUUCCUUGAGCAUAAGGCCAAUGAGCUCGAUCUGGCCAAGGAAGCCAUCGAACUGCGCAUUCUCGGCCACUACCCACAGUUCAUGUUGCGGACUGCUGCCGACAAACCCGGUCGCCCGUCCUACUCCUCAGAUAUCUACAUGUGGAUGGCCGUCUGCUUCUUCCGUCAAUGGUUUGCUCAGAGCAUCUCGGACGACCGCACUCGUCGUGCCCCUGACGGCGGUCUGAACUUUUAUACUGCGCUGUACGAAGGCGGCCAGGCUUACUUGACACACCUCGAUUUCCAAGAGUUUCACCGCUACUUUCCCAUGAGCAUCAAGGCCUGCCAUGUCCUCGAGGCCAACAUGGGCGUCUUGAAGGAAGAUGUCAAGAAUUUCGUGAGUGAUCUCAUGGUCGAGUGCACCCAUCUCAAGCGGGACGAUUACCCUGCAAUCACAUGGUUGACUUGUGCCAAGAUCGACAAGGAUGACCUGCCAUGGCACAUUCCGACUCCUAAGGGAAAAGACGACCAGUUGCAGACCUUGUACAACCAACUCGACGACGAGAACAACACCUUGGCCGAGCAGGCUAGGCAGAAACAGAAGAAGGCUGGCGCCGUCGCUGCUGCUACUAGCCCUCCAGUUGCACGUACUACUCCAGCUGCACGUACCCCAGCCCGACCACGAAAGCGUGCUAGGAUCAUUGAAGAUGAUGGUGAUGACGACGACGAUUUUGAUGAUGUCGAUGAUGGGUCCGGCAUGUUCAUCCCCGAGCGUCGUGACGACGUCAUGGCCGAUGACGACGACGAGGAGGAGUAG
Messenger RNA from Capronia epimyces CBS 606.96, 1476 nucleotides. RefSeq lists its product as uncharacterized. NCBI's taxonomy places the organism in Eukaryota, Fungi, Ascomycota, Eurotiomycetes, Chaetothyriales, Herpotrichiellaceae. Bases 1 to 1476 code for a protein of 491 amino acids. The record is from RefSeq and is a predicted model, not a curated record. The transcript has 2 exons.